GCCUAUGCACGUCCCCAAUCACUUCCAAAACACCAACAGAUAAAACGUGAAAGGCCUCAAAAAGUACAAAAAAAAAGGAACGUGCCCUCCCCAGAUGGAUCACGAACGAGCAACAAUCGACAAAAUGAUAAAUUUCAUUUACUUCGAGGCAAAGGAGAAAAUAAAUGAACUGAAAGCAAAAGCAAUAGAGGACUACAACACAGAGAAGAGCAGACUGAUAAAGGAGCGCAGCGAUGUGGAGGAGUUGGAGCUGAAGAAGCGUUUGAAUGAGCUGAAGAUAAGCAGGUUGAAACGGGUAUCGGAGGUAAAGUUGGAGUACAAGCUGGAGGUGGCGAGGCGGAAAGAGGCACGCGUGAAUGCGCUCGUUGAGAUUGUGAAGAAGAGGUUGAGAGGCGUGCACCUCAACCAGCAGCUGAUCAAUCAAACAAUGGAUGUUGUGGGGGAUGAGACGGACGUGGUUGUGUAUGUGUUGGCGAGAGAUAGGAGCAGGGUGAGCAAAGGCGAGGUCAGAGAGCUGGACAGCGAUAAGCUGGGAGGCAUCGUUGUUAUGAGCAGGGAUGGCACGGUGCUGGUUGAUAACAGCUAUUUGACAAGGCUUGAGAAGAUGAGGGAGCAGCACAUGCCGAGGAUUAGUAAGGAGCUGUUCAAGGGCAGGGAACGGGUGAAAUAAAUACGAUUGAUACUUUGGAUGCGUGUGCAUGCACCGUGGGAACGAGCGAUGCGGUAGUUGCUGUGCGAUUUGUGGGCAGUCGUACAACAACGGAGCACUUGUGCGCGGCACGAUGCGGUAAAUAAACGAGUUUUAGCAAAAAAGAGAAGCUCCGCUUGCAAUGGCUUGGACUGAAACCGCCCAUUUGGGUAUUUCGU
Molecule: messenger RNA, 867 nt
Organism: Vavraia culicis subsp. floridensis
Lineage: Eukaryota; Fungi; Microsporidia; Pleistophoridae
Exons: 1
Coding region: 95-670 (191 amino acids)
Biological process (GO): proton transmembrane transport
Cellular component (GO): proton-transporting two-sector ATPase complex, catalytic domain
Molecular function (GO): proton-transporting ATPase activity, rotational mechanism
Source: RefSeq, a predicted model, not a curated record